GGCUCGGGCUCCAGCGCGGGGCUCGGCGGCGCGGCCCCAGAAGGCAGCGAGGCCGGGCGGGCCGCGGCGGCCCGCGCCCCCCCCGCCAGGCCCGCCAUGCAGGGCCCCGCCGGGAACGCGAGCCGCGGACUGCCGGGCGGGCCGCCCUCCACCGUGGCGCCCGGGGCGGGCCGCUGCGAGAGCGGCGCGCUCAUGCACAGUUUCGGCAUCUUCCUGCAGGGGCUGCUCGGCGUCGUGGCCUUCAGCACGUUGAUGCUUAAACGUUUCAGAGAACCAAAGCAUGAAAGACGGCCAUGGAGGAUAUGGUUUUUAGACACUUCCAAACAAGCCAUAGGAAUGCUGUUCAUUCAUUUUGCAAACGUUUACCUGGCAGAUCUCACGGAGGAGGACCCUUGUUCACUGUACCUCAUCAAUUUCCUCUUGGAUGCCACCGUGGGCAUGCUGCUCAUCUACGUGGGCGUGCGUGCCGUCAGUGUCCUGGUGGAGUGGCAACAGUGGGAAUCUCUGCGUUUUGGCGAAUAUGGAGACCCUCUGCAGUGCGGAGCCUGGGUUGGGCAGUGCGCUCUUUACAUCGUGAUCAUGAUUUUUGAAAAAUCUGUCGUCUUCAUUGUCCUCCUGAUACUUCAGUGGAAAAAGGUGGCCCUGUUGAAUCCCAUUGAAAACCCAGACCUGAAACUGGCCAUCGUCAUGCUGAUCGUCCCCUUCUUUGUCAAUGCUUUGAUGUUUUGGGUUGUGGACAAUUUCCUCAUGAGAAAAGGGAGGACGAAAGCUAAACUAGAAGAAAGAGGAGCCAACCAGGACUCGAGGAAUGGGAGCAAGGUCCGCUACAGAAGGGCCGCAUCCCAUGAGGAGUCAGAGUCUGAGAUCCUGAUCUCAGCCGAUGAUGAGAUGGAGGAGUCCGACAUGGAGGAGGACCUCCGCAGACUGACCCCCCUGAAGCCUGCGAAGAAAAAGAAGCACCGCUUUGGACUGCCUGUAUGACACAUUCCCAUGCUGGGAGUCAGGUUCAGCACCAGCCAGCUGCUGGGUCAGCAGAUGGCCGCUCUGCUGCGUCGUCCCUCCUUCCUCUCUGCCCCUCCUCUUCUACCUCCACUCCUCUUGCUGUCUCUGCCCACUCCCAGACUACUGUGACUCGAGAGAGGGAUGACGAGCCAGCGCCGAGGGGUCGUGGCAGUCGGAGGUCCCCACUCAGUUGCACUACAAACACUGACCAAAUAUGCAAGCGAGGCGUUUUGUUUGUUUGUUGUUGUCCCGAACUGUGCUGUGAGGGACCCAGAGCCCAUCCUGUGUCUGGUGGGGUGGCGUUGAGGAAGGGGACACACACCUAGACCGGGGAGCUUUCCUCAAGGCUCGGGGAGUGUGAGACAUAAUAUGUUUGGGGCUAAAAGUCACUCAUUGACCAACUUGGAACCGCAAUGCUUUCUUACUCAAAAUGGCUUUUGUAACUAUUGAUUUCUAAAGCCGGUUUUAUGAGCUGUCACAGUGUUAAUGUUUUUUAAGUAUGUGUUUAUUUCCUAUGGGACUAAUGGGCAAAACAUAGAUUUUUAAGUCUUCCGUA
This is a messenger RNA of Talpa occidentalis (Iberian mole), 1558 nucleotides long. RefSeq names its product STIM activating enhancer (gene STIMATE). The coding region runs from base 97 to 981 and encodes 294 amino acids. Gene Ontology annotation, biological process: activation of store-operated calcium channel activity. The transcript has 8 exons. NCBI's taxonomy places the organism in Eukaryota, Metazoa, Chordata, Mammalia, Eulipotyphla, Talpidae. Gene Ontology annotation, cellular component: membrane; cortical endoplasmic reticulum. The record is from RefSeq and is a predicted model, not a curated record. Gene Ontology annotation, molecular function: calcium channel regulator activity.